AUGUCUUUCUACAACAAGAAUGAAAUAUGGUCCAUUGAAUUAAUCUUGGUCGAUGAACAAGGGAGCAAAAUACAAGCAUCGGUCCCUAAAAAAUUCCUCUAUCGAUUCAAAAAAAUUUUAAAAGAUGGGAAGUCAUAUUACAUCACAUCUCCAAGCUUUGCAUCUCUGAAGCCUAAUACUUUUAUGUUAAUUCCCCAAGAUCAAAAACUCACGUUUGUGCAGGAAACCGUUGUUAAAGAAUGUACCCAAUUUAGCGGGCCUAAAUUUGGUUUUUCUUUUGUUGAUUUUCAAUCUGUGCUGUCAAUGGUUCAUCCUCAAAAUUUGUCACUCGAUGUUAUUGGAUUGGUUGUUGCUGUUGGGGAAAUGACAAGAGAAAACACUGAGAAGUCCAAACACAAGAUUCACAUCCAUAUCCAGAAUGAAAAUGGUUUGGAAAUACGCUUGGUUUUGUGGGGUGAUUAUGCGUACCAAAUGCAAGAGUAUAUACAAGACAAUCCACACAAUCUUCAAAUCAUUGUUAUACUUCAGUUUGCGCAAAUUAAUGUUUGGAGAGAUCGCCCCAGUGUCAACACCUACUAUACAUCCUCAAGAUUGUUCAUUAACUCCGACAUAGAUGAAAUUUCUGUUUUCAAGAAAAGGUUACAAAGGGAUGAUCGUCCUGAUUCCUCUUCACAUACUUUUUCACUUAUUCCUGCCAACCAAGUUUCUGAAUAUGAUGACUUCAUGGUUAAAAAUAAGCUCAAGACUAUUUCUGAAGUUUGGGAACUAGUGGAGAUAUGUACAUUCAUUCUUGUGGGCACUAUAAAAGGAAUAUUACAAAAUGAAAAAUGGUUCUAUCAAGCGUGUACAAACUGCAGUAGCAAAGCAGUCCCUAACAAUAAUCAAGUAGAUGGAACAGCUAAAUCUUAUGAAUGUCAUAACAAUGGAGACAAUGUUGAUUUGUACCCAAUGGAGAUGAAUGCAUUGAAAGGGUUGAAAUUUGCCUUUAAGAUUUCUUCAAAUAGAUUCAAUGUGUCCAAAAAAACCAACCAAUAUGGUAUUGUUAGAAUUUCUGAUGAUAACAGUUUAAUCGAACAACUUGAAGAUAAAUUUAAUUCUUCUCAAGCAGAUAAUUCACAGUCAUUAGAUGUUAAUUCAUCUGAUUUUCAAUCUCUUGACAACAAGACUUUAAAGGAUGCAAUUUCUGCUACGGAUGAUAACAUAACUCCCAACACUUUGGACAAAAACUCGGCAACAAGUCCACUGAAGAUUUCAACAACACCAGUUUUAAAGAGAAAUCUGCAAGAAGUUUUUGAUUUGGAGUCUAAUGAAAAAUUUUCAUCGUCAAAAACUCCAAAGACAUCCCCAGAUGGUUCAACAAAAGAAUUGUUGAAGGUAAAGGUGGAAAAGAAUGUCUGA
Molecule: messenger RNA, 1398 nt
Organism: Lactuca saligna
Lineage: Eukaryota; Viridiplantae; Streptophyta; Magnoliopsida; Asterales; Asteraceae
Source: the annotation of a GenBank genome assembly